AUGACUUUCACUACGAAGACCUUCACUCUGAACAGCGGCGCCGCUAUUCCAGCCAUCGGCCUGGGAACAUGGCAGUCGAAAGAGAACUCAACACGUGAUGCCGUGAAACAUGCUCUACAGCAUGGAUAUCGACACAUCGAUACUGCACUGAACUAUGGGAACGAGAAAGAAGUUGGAGAAGGGAUCAGGGAGUCCGAUGUGCCACGGGAAGAGAUCUGGGUAACCACCAAGCUGGACAACCAUUGGCAUCACCGCGUCAAAGAAGGGUUGCAGUCGAGUUUAGACGCCCUAGGUCUGGAUUACCUUGAUCUGUAUCUGAUUCAUUUUCCAUGCUCGACCGACCCAGAGAAUCGGAGUAAGCAUUUGUCUGAUUGGGAUUUUGUAAAGACUUGGCAAGGAAUGCAGAAGCUUCUGGAGACAGGAAAGGUAAAAUCUAUCGGCGUGUCAAAUUUUCAAAUCACCCAUCUUGAGAAGCUCCUGAGUCAUCCUUCAUGCAAAGUUGUCCCGGCUGUCAAUCAAAUCGAGCUCCAUCCCUAUAAUCCCUCACCUAAUCCUCCACUACAAUACAGCCCUAAACUCCUCGCCUACUGUAGCUCCAAAAACAUCCAUUGCACCGCCUACUCUUGCCUGGGUGGCCACAACAACUCACCAAUAAACGGCCACACAAACCUCACCAGCGAUCCUGUUAUAUUGAAGCUUGCUAAGUCUAAGCAGAAGACACCGGCUCAGGUUCUAUUGAUGUGGAACAUCCAGCGCGGCGUAAGCGUCAUACCUAAGAGUGUUAGCCCCUCUCGAAUUGAAAAUAACUUCGAUCUCGACGGGUGGAGUUUGACAAAGGAGGAAUUUGCAGAGAUCAGUGCAAUUAAAACGAGGUCAAAGGUUGUGGCAGAUGGAUGGAUGCCCAUUCGUGUUUUUCUAGGAGACGAUGAGUAG
Messenger RNA from Talaromyces atroroseus, 933 nucleotides. RefSeq lists its product as hypothetical. Gene Ontology annotation, molecular function: aldose reductase (NADPH) activity. The transcript has 5 exons. Bases 1 to 933 code for a protein of 310 amino acids. The record is from RefSeq and is a predicted model, not a curated record. NCBI's taxonomy places the organism in Eukaryota, Fungi, Ascomycota, Eurotiomycetes, Eurotiales, Trichocomaceae. Gene Ontology annotation, cellular component: cytosol.